Messenger RNA from Phycomyces blakesleeanus NRRL 1555(-), 765 nucleotides. RefSeq lists its product as hypothetical. The transcript has 4 exons. NCBI's taxonomy places the organism in Eukaryota, Fungi, Mucoromycota, Mucoromycetes, Mucorales, Phycomycetaceae. The coding region runs from base 1 to 765 and encodes 254 amino acids. The record is from RefSeq and is a predicted model, not a curated record.
AUGUCCUCUACUUCUGAACUUUAUAAUAAGAAGUGCUAUUGCAUAAAAUGCAGCAAUAAUCAACAAGGCUACAGCUUUGUUUCUACACGAACCCUUCAGCGUCACAAUAAAAGAGCAAAAUAUGAAGACAUGGAAAGAAGUGAAAGAACUACAUCAAACCAACAAACCGGACCCAUGGAAGCAAUGGGUGGUCAGACCAACUUGCCUGUUUGGGAAGGAGCCCCAAUUUCUGUCAAUGAGGUUGCUUUUAGCAAUGAGUCGAAUGGCAAAAGCAGUGAUGGUGAUAAAAAUGACAAUGACGAAGAAAGCAAUGGCGGUGAAGAAAGUGAAGACAAUGAAGAGAAUAUUGUUGAGAUUGAAGUUGAAGAAUUCGAUACUGAAGAUCCUUUUGCCACCCCAAAUAUGCCUGAAAAUUCGGUACACAGGUUCAUUGCUACUUUUGUGGUAAUGUUUGCUUCCCGCUAUGUGGUCAAUAAGGGCGCUGUUGUCUUGAUCGAGUUUAUCAACAAGCUCUUGUUGAUUUACAAGCAGGAUUUCCAAUUGCCUAAGUCUUAUGUAUAUCAGUCUCUUACACGUGCUCUUAAAAUUCUUUUCCUCCAUCCCAAUUUCAAGCAAAAGAUCAUGCACUGGAACCAAGAAUUCAAGAUCACUGAUACAUUGUGUGAUGUUUACGAUAGUGAAGCCUGGACUGAUUUGAAGGACAAUGAUGAUGAAAUUUUUGUUGAGCAUCCUCGUUCAUUGAUGCUGACAUUAAACAUCGACUGA